This is a messenger RNA of Cavia porcellus (domestic guinea pig), 1514 nucleotides long. It is a transcript of the gene Yju2b, whose product is annotated as YJU2 splicing factor homolog B. Gene Ontology annotation, cellular component: post-mRNA release spliceosomal complex; U2-type spliceosomal complex. The transcript has 10 exons. Gene Ontology annotation, biological process: mRNA splicing, via spliceosome. Bases 184 to 1371 code for a protein of 395 amino acids. The record is from RefSeq and is a predicted model, not a curated record. Lineage: Eukaryota; Metazoa; Chordata; Mammalia; Rodentia; Caviidae.
CCCGGGCGCACUUCCGGGCACAGUGGCGACGUGACGUCAGGCGGAGGGCAAGUGAGCUCCGCUCUUUGGACCCUUCAGGAGGCUCCCCUGAGCCAGCACCGCCCAGCGCUCGCAGCCCCAGGCCCCUUUCCAGACCCUGGAGGGCUCCCACCCUGAGGGCAGGGACCCGUAACAGCUCCCAGGAUGGGUGAAAGAAAAGGAGUCAACAAGUACUACCCUCCAGACUUCAACCCCGCAAAGCAUGGCUCUCUCAACCGCUACCACAAUAGCCACCCACUCCGGGAGCGGGCCCGGAAGCUGUCGCAAGGCAUCCUCAUCAUCCGGUUCGAGAUGCCGUAUAACAUCUGGUGCGAUGGCUGCAAGAACCACAUUGGCAUGGGCGUUCGUUACAACGCAGAAAAGAAGAAAGUGGGUAACUAUUACACCACCCCCAUCUACAGGUUCCGGAUGAAAUGCCACCUGUGCGUCAACUACAUCGAGAUGCAGACGGACCCCGCCAACUGCGACUACGUGAUUGUGAGCGGGGCUCAACGCAAGGAGGAGCGCUGGGACAUGGAGAGCAACGAGCAGGUGCUGCCCACAGAACAUGAGACGAAGCAGAAACUGGAGACCGACGCCAUGUUCCGCCUGGAGCACGGUGAGGCCGACCGCGGGACGCUGCAGCGGGCGCUGCCCACGCUCAGCCACCUGCAGGAGGCGCAGAACGUCUGGAAGGAUGACUUCGCGCUCAACAGCCUGCUGCGCAGGCGCUUCCGGGAGAAGAAGAAGGCGGUGCAGGAGAAGGAGGAGAGGGACCAGGCACUGCAGGCCAAGGCCAGCCUAGCCAUCCCACUGGUGCCUGAGACGGAGGAGGACCGCAGGCUGGCCGCGCUGCUCAAGUUCCACACGCUUGACUCCUACGAGGACAAGCAGAGGCUCAAGCGCUCCGAGAUCAGCAGCCGCUCCUGGUUCCCCGCCACCCCAGGCUCCAGCGCCAGCAACAGCAGCAGCAAGACCAGCAGCGUGCUAAGGAGGCUGGCACAGGGCCGCAGGGCCGGGGCCCCUGCCUGCACUCCCAUCACCGUGGGCAACCUGGGCAUCGUACGGCGGCGGCGGUCUCAGGAUGCUCCAGGGAGCCCCCCACGUACCGCUGAUGCCCCCACACCCCAAGACCCACCGCAGGAGAACCCCCAGAAGGGACCUGCAUCCCCCAAGGACUGCCCCAGGGGCGCAGCUGGGAGCCCCAAGACCAGCAUGCCUUGUGAACAGGAGGGUGGCAGCGGGGACCGGCCCGGGCCCCCGGCAGGCUCCUCCCAGAAUGCAGAUGCCUUGCACCCCGGCUGCUCCUCCUCGCUGGUGGCGGACUACUCGGACUCAGAGAGCAGCGAGUGAGGGGCCUCUGGGCCACAGGCCCCCCCUCGACCCUCCCUGCACCUCACUUUCCAAGCCUCGCAGUUAUUUAUUCGGUCCGGCCGGGCGCCUGUGCCUUGUAGGACCCCAAUACCCCAACAAUAAAGCUCUGUUCUUUGCCCUGC